GAAUAAUACAAAAAUCAUGAAGACAAUACUCUUGAUUUGCGCCAUUUUUGUGUGCGCUCAAGCACGAUCAGUCAAGCAACCGCAAAAGCCUUACCCAAGACCUCCACCAUAUAGACAAGCCACUUAUGGAAAUGUUCAGCCCCAAUCCCUAUACGGACCUCCUCAACCUUACGCUGGAGCACAGUGGGGUGCACCAGURAGCGCUAUGCCUGCACCUUUCGCACCUUUCCCACCACCAAAUCCAUGUGCUCCUCAGUGUACCAACCUACCACCAGCAUCACCUUGUCCUUCAAUGUGCCAGCAAAGUUGCUGCCCUGCAGCCCCAGCCCCUCCAGCACCUCAAUUCAUUCAGGUUCCUCCCGCCGUAACAAUGCCAACUACAAAACCAACUAAGGCUCCUAAAAAAGKCAAAACUCCUCCUUGUGCUCCAAGCUGUGGAACCACCUUCAUGUCUGCACCAGUUGCCAUGCCCGUGCAAAUGCCAAUGCAACCAGCUGCUCCAUGUUCACCACCUUGUUCACCUCCAAUGCCAAUGGCACCACCAGCCGCUCCAUGCGCUCCACCAUGUGCCCCACCGAUGCCACCAAUGCCAAUGGCACCACCAGCAGCCCCUUGCGCUCCACCAUGUGCCCCACCGAUGCCACCACCACCACCACCA
Messenger RNA from Exaiptasia diaphana, 658 nucleotides. Its product is annotated as vegetative cell wall protein gp1. NCBI's taxonomy places the organism in Eukaryota, Metazoa, Cnidaria, Anthozoa, Actiniaria, Aiptasiidae. The record is from RefSeq and is a predicted model, not a curated record.